CCACCGUUGCACAGCCUACUGGAUGAAUUAAUGGAGAAGGAAGUAAAAAUGCAAGCGAGUAGUACGUUAGGAACCAGGAGCGCCGCUCCCACCUCCUGCCUCGCCUCACUGCGGCCGCUUUGACGUGCGUGACGUCGCUUCCUUCCAACAUGGCGCAGGCAGGUUGCUCGUGAAAAAAAAAACCGAAGGAUAUCCGUAUCAGUUGAAAGCGUCUCCGUCUCUAUUUAUGUUUUUCGCCUAUUUAUUUUGUUCACUUUCGGCUUGCUGGCGUACUGCUCUUUUCCCGGGAGGUAGCUUGAGAAAUACGCCCUACCUCACUCCCCCAUCCCUGGACUCUCUCUUCGCCCUUAUCAGCCCUCUUUCAGCGCGUCAUGUAUGAAGGGAAAAAGACGAAAAACAUGUUUUUAACUCGGGCACUGGAGAAGAUUUUAGCCGAUAAGGAGGUGAAGAAGGCGCACCACUCUCAGCUACGCAAAGCCUGUGAAGUGGCAUUAGAUGAAAUUAAAGCAGAGACAGAGAAAUUAAGCCCUCCUCCAGGUGAAACCAAAGUUGGUUCUGGUACUCUGCCGCCUGUGAAAUCAAAAGCAAACUUUAUUGAAGCUGACAAGUACUUCCUGCCUUUUGAAUUAGCAUGUCAGUCCAAGUGCCCUCGGAUAGUCAAUACAUCCUUAGACUGUUUGCAGAAAUUGAUUGCUUAUGGACACCUCACUGGAAGUGCGCCAGACAGCACUGCGCCAGGAAAAAAAUUAAUUGAUAGAAUAAUUGAAACAAUAUGUGGAUGUUUUCAAGGCCCACAGACCGAUGAAGGGGUGCAGCUUCAGAUCAUAAAGGCUUUACUGACAGCCGUAACUUCUCAGCAGAUAGAAAUUCAUGAAGGGACAGUAUUGCAAGCUGUAAGAACAUGCUACAAUAUUUAUUUGGCCAGCAAGAACCUCAUCAAUCAAACCACAGCAAAAGCUACACUUACUCAGAUGUUGAAUGUCAUAUUUGCUCGUAUGGAAAACCAAGCACUCACAGAUUACAGGAUUUCAUGUUCAUUGGCAUCAAGAAAAAAAGAAAGACAGCUUCAGGAAGCCAAGCAAAUGGAGAAAGAGAGACAUCGACAGCAACAUUUACAGCAUUCUCCUGUUAGCCAGCAUGAGCCUGAUUCUCCACAGCUAAGGCGGCUUAAAGAGCAGUCGGGUAAACAGCUACCUCAAGAUCAAAAUGGGGAGGCAGAUCACCAUACAAAUGAAGUAGAUAAGAGUAUCCAAGGAGACAUCGAGCCAGAAAAUGGACUGGAUCUCUGCACCAUUGAAAAUGAACAGACUGAGGCAGAUCAAGCCACAGCAGCGGCUGAAAGUUUAUGUAAAGACCAUAUAGAUGUGAAUGAGGAUGGAGAUUAUGAAGAAAAGGCACAGGAAAUAGUCCAUAGAAUCCUGCAGGAAGUAGUUAAUACUGUUGUAGGAGAUUCUAUAGAGUGUCCCAGUGCAACUGAAAGUAUAGGGAGUACAAGUGGAGCCCUGGAGGAUGAAACUGGAUUAGGCAGUGACAGUGAAAAUGUUCAUGCAAAUGGAAUUCCAGGGACACCCAUCUCUGCCAGCUAUACUCCUUCCCUCCCAGAUGAUAGACUGUCCGUUUCUUCCAAUGAUACUCAGGAAUCUGGAAUCACAACAGGGCCAUCUCCAGGUGCUAAAUUUUCCCAUAUACUACAGAAGGAUGCCUUUUUAGUGUUUCGUUCACUUUGCAAACUUUCUAUGAAACCAUUGUCAGAUGGACCACCAGACCCAAAGUCACACGAAUUGCGAUCAAAGGUUCUGUCACUCCAGCUGCUGCUUUCAAUUCUUCAAAAUGCAGGACCUAUUUUUAGGACAAAUGAAAUGUUUAUAAAUGCUAUAAAACAAUACUUGUGUGUUGCCUUGUCAAAAAAUGGAGUUUCUUCUGUCCCAGAAGUGUUUGAACUAUCUCUCUCCAUAUUCCUUACUUUGCUCUCAAACUUCAAGACUCAUCUCAAGAUGCAAAUUGAGGUGUUCUUCAGAGAAAUCUUUCUAUAUAUUCUGGAGACAUCUACAAGUUCUUUUGACCAUAAAUGGAUGGUUAUUCAGACAUUAACAAGAAUAUGUGCUGAUGCCCAGAGUGUGGUGGACAUUUAUGUUAACUAUGAUUGUGACUUAAAUGCUGCUAAUAUAUUUGAAAGAUUGGUAAAUGAUUUGUCCAAGAUUGCCCAGGGCCGAGCAGGCCAUGAACUUGGCAUGACACCUGUUCAGGAAUUAAGCCUCAGAAAGAAAGGGCUAGAAUGUUUGGUUUCAAUCUUGAAAUGUAUGGUAGAAUGGAGUAAGGAUCAGUAUGUCAACCCAAAUUCUCAAACUAGCCUUGGCCAGGAAAAGCCACCAGAGCAGGAAACAAAUGAAAUGAAGCACCCCGAAACAAUAAACAGAUAUGGAAGCAUAAAUUCCUUGGACUCGACAGCCUCUUCAGGAAUAGGCAGUUACAGUACACAGAUGUCUGGGACUGACAACCCAGAGCAAUUUGAAGUACUUAAACAACAAAAAGAAAUUAUAGAACAAGGCAUUGAUUUAUUCAAUAAAAAACCAAAGAGAGGAAUCCAGUAUCUUCAGGAACAAGGCAUGCUUGGCACUACUCCUGAAGAUAUUGCUCAGUUUCUUCACCAGGAGGAAAGACUUGAUUCUACUCAGGUGGGUGAGUUCCUGGGUGACAAUGACAGGUUUAAUAAAGAGGUGAUGUAUGCUUAUGUGGAUCAGAUGGACUUCCAAGGAAAGGAUUUUGUCUCAGCUCUUCGCAUGUUCUUGGAGGGAUUUCGUCUUCCAGGAGAGGCUCAAAAAAUUGAUCGAUUAAUGGAGAAAUUUGCUGCUAGAUACCUAGAGUGCAAUCAAGGGCAAACACUGUUUGCUAGUGCAGACACUGCAUAUGUUCUUGCAUACUCAAUCAUUAUGUUGACAACAGAUCUCCAUAGCCCACAGGUGAAGAAUAAAAUGACAAAAGAACAGUAUAUUAAGAUGAAUAGAGGAAUAAAUGAUAGCAAAGAUUUACCAGAAGAAUAUCUUUCAGCUAUAUAUAAUGAAAUUGCAGGAAAGAAGAUAUCUAUGAAAGAAACAAAGGAGUUAACCCUAAAGUCCAAUAAACAAAAUGUGGCUAGUGAGAAACAGCGCAGGCUGCUGUAUAACUUGGAGAUGGAGCAAAUGGCUAAGACAGCUAAGGCUCUCAUGGAGGCUGUGAGCCAUGUGCAGGCACCAUUCACUAGUGCAACUCACCUGGAACAUGUUCGACCCAUGUUCAAGCUGGCUUGGACUCCAUUUUUAGCAGCCUUCAGUGUUGGCUUGCAAGACUGUGAUGAUACUGAAGUUGCUUCACUGUGCCUUGAAGGCAUAAGAUGUGCAAUUAGGAUAGCUUGCAUCUUCACCAUUCAGCUUGAAAGAGAUGCCUAUGUGCAGGCACUUGCAAGAUUUACCUUAUUGACUGCAAGUUCUGGUAUCACUGAAAUGAAGCAGAAGAACAUAGACACCAUCAAAACACUUAUCACUGUAGCACACACAGAUGGCAAUUAUUUAGGGAAUUCCUGGCAUGAGAUUCUAAAGUGCAUUAGUCAGUUGGAACUGGCCCAACUGAUUGGCACGGGAGUAAAACCCCGUUACAUCUCAGGGACUGUACGAGGAAAAGAAGGAACAAUCACUGGCACCAAGGAGCAGAAUUCUGAUGAGUUUGUUGGCCUGGGAUUGGUUGGGGGAAAUGUGGAUCGCAAGCAGAUAGCAAGCAUUCAAGAGUCCAUUGGAGAGACAAGCUCACAAAGUGUAGUUGUGGCUGUUGACAGGAUAUUUACAGGUUCAACUAGAUUGGAUGGCAAUGCAAUUGUUGAUUUUGUAAGGUGGCUUUGUGCUGUGUCAAUGGAUGAACUAGCUUCACCAACACACCCACGGAUGUUUAGUUUGCAAAAAAUUGUCGAAAUAUCGUAUUAUAACAUGGGCAGAAUAAGACUUCAGUGGUCAAGAAUUUGGGAAGUUAUUGGUGACCACUUUAAUAAGGUUGGCUGUAAUCCCAAUGAAGAUGUGGCUAUUUUUGCUGUAGAUUCUUUGAGACAGCUAUCUAUGAAAUUUUUGGAAAAAGGAGAACUGGCUAAUUUCAGAUUCCAAAAGGACUUUUUAAGGCCUUUUGAGCAUAUCAUGAAAAAGAACAGGUCACCUACUAUUCGGGACAUGGUAGUACGGUGUAUAGCCCAGAUGGUUAAUUCACAGGCUGGUAAUAUUCGUUCAGGAUGGAAGAAUAUUUUUUCUGUGUUUCAUCUUGCUGCUUCAGACCAAGAUGAGAGUAUAGUGGAAUUGGCGUUUCAGACCACGGGACACAUUGUCACGCUUGUUUUUGAAAAACAUUUUCCAGCCACAAUAGACUCUUUUCAAGAUGCUGUGAAAUGUUUAUCAGAAUUUGCAUGCAAUGCAUCUUUCCCAGACACUAGCAUGGAAGCAAUUCGUCUAAUAAGACACUGUGCAAAAUAUGUUUCUGAUCGCCCGCAGGCUUUCAAAGAUUACACAAGUGAUGAUAUGAAUGUAGCCCCUGAGGACAGAGUCUGGGUGAGGGGGUGGUUUCCUAUAUUGUUUGAGCUAUCCUGUAUAAUCAAUAGAUGCAAACUGGAUGUGCGAACAAGAGGUUUGACAGUAAUGUUUGAAAUAAUGAAAACCUAUGGCCACACUUAUGAGAAGCACUGGUGGCAAGAUUUAUUUAGAAUUGUCUUCAGGAUUUUUGAUAACAUGAAACUCCCAGAACAACAGACAGAGAAAGCUGAAUGGAUGACAACAACAUGCAACCAUGCACUUUAUGCAAUUUGUGAUGUGUUUACUCAGUAUUUUGAAGCACUGAGUGAUGUUCUUUUAGAUGACAUCCUGUCCCAGUUGUACUGGUGUGUACAGCAAGACAACGAACAGCUUGCCAGAUCUGGAACUAACUGUUUGGAGAAUGUUGUUAUAUUAAAUGGUGAAAAAUACACUUUAGAGAUCUGGGACAAGACAUGCAACUGCAUGCUGGACAUCUUCAAAACCACAAUUCCUCAUGCCUUACUCACCUGGAGGCCUGCUGGAAUAGACUGUGACCCUGUCUGCCAGGUAGAGUCCAGUGACAAGCAGCUGGAUUCCAUAUCCCAGAAGUCGAUAGACAUUCAUGUUCGGUCUGAGGACCAGCAAUCUAUCAGUAGCAUGGAGAAGGUGUCAUUAGAGAACAGACGUCAAAGCCAGUUUAGUGUGGGCUCUGGGAUAUAUGAAGACGCAGUUAAAAACAGGACUCCAACAAAAAUUCAAGAGCAGAGACUGUUUGCUGCACUACUGAUAAAAUGUGUUGUCCAGUUGGAGCUGAUUCAGACCAUCGACAACAUUGUAUUCUUUCCAGCCACCAGUAAAAAAGAGGAUGCAGAAAACCUGGCAGCUGCACAGAGAGAUACCUUAGAUGCAGAUGUCCAUGUUGAAACACAAGACCAAGGAAUGUAUAGAUAUCUCACCUCACAGCAGCUCUUUAAAUUGCUAGACUGCUUGUUGGAGUCCCACAGGUUUGCCAAAGCAUUCAAUUCCAACAAUGAGCAGAGAACAGCUCUCUGGAAAGCAGGUUUCAAAGGCAAAUCAAAACCUAACCUUCUGAAACAAGAGACUAGCAGCCUAGCAUGUUGUCUGCGUAUUCUUUUCCGGAUGUAUACAGACAACAGCAGAAGUGAUGCCUGGGAAGAAGUGCAGCAGAGACUGCUAAAUGUGUGCAGUGAGGCUAUCAGUUACUUUCUGACACUGACCUCUGAAAGCCACAGAGAAGCAUGGACAAAUCUCCUUCUCCUCUUUCUUACUAAAGCCCUUAAAAUAAGUGAUGAGCGGUUCAAGGCUCAUGCAUCAAGAUACUAUCCCCUUCUUUGUGAUAUUAUGCAAUUUGACCUGAUUCCUGAACUACGGGCUGUGCUGCGCAAAUUCUUUCUGCGUAUUGGGAUUGUCUUUCAGAUUUCACAGGCCUGUGAACAGGAGCAAGGAUGCGACAAGCAGUAACAGAGAUCCAUGAAUGGUAAUCGGAUAUGAAGAUUCCCAGGUUGUCUUGGAGGAUCAACUUGCAAUGGUGUCGUUUGCAUCAGUAUACAUUUCUGGGUCCCUCAGGAAUGGUUUUUUGAUGGUGGACUGAGGCCUACUUGAGGGUACUAUGGAUGCUUUCAACUAAUCCUGGCUUGCAGUCCUCUGUUCCCUUGCAGCUUUCAGGAAAUCUAAUGGUAAAGAGGCACUCCCAUUUGGUUCAUGCUGCGCAUGCACCCAGUCAUAAUAAGCAAAUUGCACAGAUCGAAGCAGAGAAACGCUGAAGGCUCCUGUUCUGGUGACUGCAUUGUAGAGCUGGAAGAAUAAUCUAAAAGGAAAAUGCAUUUAAAGAAUACUCAUUUUCGUCGUCCUGCGUUAUCUGAAGGAUGCAUUAUCGCAAUGUCACUGCAAAAUGCAUUCGACUGAGAAGAAAGGAACAUAAAGAGAAGAAAACAAAGCAACACGUAAUACAGAAAGUUAGAAACAACAUAUUUCUCUCCCCCAUCAUUUUGGAUUUGGUUGAAAUAUAUGCAGAACUGUAACACUAAAACUGUUCCAGGAGAUUUUUUUUUUUUUAAAAUUUCAUUUUUUUUUUCCUCACUCUGAUUUUAUUUCCUUAUGCACUGGGGAUUUUACAUUAUGUGAAUCUUAUUUCCUACUACCAUUGCUAAAGCAAUGAUGGGAAAAGGUGUUGAUACCAGGGAUCAUUUGCUGAAUGGUGUAAAACAUAUUGGAGCCAAUGAGACUAUUCCACGUGAAAUGGAAAUAGUAUGUACAGAGAGUUAUUUAAAAAUUGAAAAGAACCAGUCGCGGGGGUCCUUUAGAACUGGAAUCACUGCAAAGUAAUUGGAAAUACGUCUGAAACUGUCACCGAUCUUUCUCCAUGUUUGAUGUAGGUUUCACUGUAUGUGUACAAAUUUAAUAUUAAAUAUAAUAAAAAGAAAAUCAAUUUUUGGUUUGGGGAUGACCUAAUAUAUGAUAAUAUAUCAUACUACUGUGAACUAUGCUUUUGAUGGUAAAUCGGAUGAAGAGCAUUCCUAGUCACAGGUGAUGUAGAAAACCGAGGAGCAAAAUGUAUAUGGUACAGCAAUGUAAAGUUUUCUAUGGUAAAAAUCUGUACAACUUUCUGUACAAUAUUGGUUAUCAUCUGGCACAUUCUAAUCAGGUCACAGGUCAAUAAAGUUUUUGAACUCUU
Polypterus senegalus (gray bichir) is the source of this 7218-nucleotide messenger RNA. RefSeq names its product ADP-ribosylation factor guanine nucleotide-exchange factor 1 (brefeldin A-inhibited) (gene arfgef1). NCBI's taxonomy places the organism in Eukaryota, Metazoa, Chordata, Cladistia, Polypteriformes, Polypteridae. The transcript has 40 exons. The record is from RefSeq and is a predicted model, not a curated record. Bases 372 to 6005 code for a protein of 1877 amino acids. Gene Ontology annotation, molecular function: guanyl-nucleotide exchange factor activity. Gene Ontology annotation, biological process: regulation of ARF protein signal transduction.